Benincasa hispida (wax gourd) is the source of this 3259-nucleotide messenger RNA. Its product is annotated as formin-like protein 2. Gene Ontology annotation, biological process: actin nucleation; actin cytoskeleton organization. The record is from RefSeq and is a predicted model, not a curated record. NCBI's taxonomy places the organism in Eukaryota, Viridiplantae, Streptophyta, Magnoliopsida, Cucurbitales, Cucurbitaceae. Gene Ontology annotation, molecular function: actin filament binding.
CUUCCUGGUUUGUGUGUACAGCUCAUCUCUCACUCUCACUCUCACUCUUCUUCCUUCUCCCACUGUGAUCAUUGUUAUCAGAAUCUUUCCUCUGCCAAAUCAAAACUCCAUUUCCCCAAUUAUUAUUUCGUUCCUCCUUCGUUUCACUCUAUUUUCCCCUUUCUAGACCUUCUUCUUCCCCUCCCAUGGCGUUUUCCUCUUGAUUUCCCAUAUGGGUCUCUUCUUCUUCCUCUCUACAAUGCCCAUUUCAAGGAUUUUUCUGUUUCUCGCCUUUUUUCCUCUGUUUCUCUCAUCCCUCUCCGCCGCCGUCUCCGACGCUGACCGGAGCUUACUCCUCCGAUACCACCGCCACCACCGCCACCUCCUGCACCAACCCUUUUUCCCUUGGACUUCUUUACCUCCAUCUCAAGCUCCAUCUUCUCUUUCUCCCUUGCCUCAACCACAGCACCAACAGCCAAAACUCCCCUUUUCCUCUACUUCAUUUUCCUCUCCCCCUAAACCCUUUUUUCCAUCCUACCCUUCGUCGCCGCCACCGCCUCCCUCGCCUCCUACGACGGCGCUUCCUACAUUUCCGGCAAACAUUUCUGCGCUUCUCUUCCCUCAGCCUACUUCUUCUUCCCAACACCUCCACCGCCAUGUCUUCGCCAUUGUCAUCUCUGUUUCUCUUGUCUUCUCUGUUCUUGUUUUUCUCGUUGCUUUGUUUUUCUACUUUCGGAAGCGGAACCGACAAGUUUCUGCUACUGAUAAAGCCUCGAGAACUGAUAAUCUCCGGCUGUACCCGCCGGAUAUUGACACUUCUGAUGGAGUUCACAAGCACAGAACCUCCUCCACUACCAGCUCCAAAUUUCUUUAUCUUGGGACUUUGGCUACUUCCCGAGAGAUUGAUGAGGAGGCCGCCGGAACUGUGGAGGAUGGUGGUGGUGGUAUCGUGGAGUCUGUUUCUCCGGUGAAAAUGGGGUCUCCGGAGCUGAAGCCCCUUCCACCGCUUCCUCGCCGGAAUUUCGCCGAAGAUUAUCGGAGGAAUGUUGAUGGUAAUGAUAACGAUGAUGACGACGAGGAUCACGACGAUGAAGAGUUCUUUUCCCCAAGAGGGUCUUCUGUCGGCGGGAAGGAGAAUAUGGGGAGUAAUAGAAGAUUGAGCCCUUUGAAGUUGUUUCAUAAUGUGGAAACUGAAAAUUUCUUGAGGAAAAGCUAUAAUUCCAGUUUGAAUUCUGGUUCUCCCUCUGUUUCUCUUCCCAAUAGUCCUUCUCCGCCAUUGAUGUUGAGCCCCACGAGCUUGAGAUCGAAGUCGCCUGACUCCAUUAUCAGAUUCCCCGUUCCUUUACGGCCAUUGCCAACGCUUCCGAUACCGCCAUCACCGUCAUUGUCCUCUGCUUCUUCACCACUGGGAGGUUCGGGAAACACUAAAAACUCGCCAUCGAGAGAUUCCGAUUUGUCGGAGCUGCCUCGCCAGUUUUCUAAUGGAUUUAGGAUGGAUUACCAGCAACCAUUACCGGUGAAAGUUCCGUCAGCCCCGCCUCCUCCACCACCACCACCUCCAAUGUUUUGGGAGAUCCCUCAAUCUUCCUCUCUUCUCAACAAGGAAUCAAAUCUAGGUCCACCGGUACUUGCAGUGCCAUCGAGACCGAUACUUUCACAGAACAUAGCUCAUAUGUCAGCAGGGGAGCAAUCAAACACCAUUGGAGAUGCAGGGAGAAUGGAAGAAAAUUCAAAGCCGAAACUGAAGGCAUUGCAUUGGGACAAAGUACGGACGAGCUCCGAUCGAGCCAUGGUGUGGGAUCAGAUCAAAUCGAGUUCUUUUCAGUUGAAUGAGGAAAUGAUCGAAUCACUUUUUAUGGUGAAUAACAAUAAUUCAAAUCUGAUGAGCAAAGAAAGUGGUAGUGUUCGUCAAAACAUGGCUUUAGGGAGCCAAGAGAAUCGAGUUCUUGAUCCUAAGAAGUCUCAGAAUAUUGCAAUUUUGUUGAGAGCACUUAAUGUUACCAUUGAAGAAGUCUCAGAGGCCCUUUUGGAAGGGAAUUCAGACACUUUGUGUACCGAACUGCUCGAAAGUUUACUAAAAAUGGCGCCAACCGAAGAAGAAGAACGUAAUUUGAAAGAAUACAAAGAUGAUUCACCUUUUAAACUUGGUCCAGCUGAGAAAUUCCUCAAGGUAGUUCUUGAUGUACCCUUUGCAUUCAAAAGGGUGGAUGCAAUGCUGUACAUUGCCAAUUUCGAUUCCGAGGUCGAGUACCUUGAUCGGUCAUUUGAAACUCUUGAGGCUGCUUGUAUAGAAUUGAAGAACAGCAGAAUGUUUCUCAAACUUCUUGAAGCAGUGCUCAAAACCGGGAAUCGGAUGAAUGUAGGCACGAACCGAGGCGAUGCUCUUGCUUUUAAACUCGACACCCUUCUCAAGCUUGUCGAUAUCAAGGGCACUGAUGGAAAGACCACUCUCUUGCAUUUCGUAGUGCAGGAGAUUAUUAGAGCUGAAGGUUAUCGACACUCCAUCUCCGACCACAAUCUGACAGCUGAUAAAACUCAACAAUCUUCCUUAACAAAUGAUGUUGAGUUUCGAAAGCUUGGUCUUCAAGUUGUUUCGGGUCUUAGCAGGGAGCUAUCCAAUGUGAAAAAAGCUGCAUUAAUGGAUGCAGAUGUGCUUAGCAACGACGUAGGGAAACUUGCUGGAGGGAUCACAAAAAUCACUGAGGUCAUUCGAUUAAACGAAGACAUGUCAAAAGGAGGGAGUAGGUCAAAUUUCUCGGACUCCAUGAACAGGUUCUUGGGGAAGGCAGCUGAAGAAGUAGCAAGGAUACAAGUCCAAGAGGGCAUUGUCCUCUCCAUGGUAAAGGAAAUAACCGAAUACUUCCAUGGAAACUUAGCAAAAGAAGAAGCUCGGCCGCUGCGUAUUUUCAUGGUGGUAAAGGAUUUUCUUGCAAUCUUAGAUCAGGUAUGCAAAGAAGUUGGAAGAAUCAAUGAAAGAACAAUAGUCGGUUCGGCUCGUCAAUUUACGGGCCCUUCAAAUCCAUGUCUUCCAUCAAUUUUUCCCGGAUUAUGUGAAAGUCAGCGAUAUGGUUCGUCGGAUGAUGAUAGCUCAUCUUCCUCAUCUUAGGACCUCUUUGGUUUUGGAUUAUAUAUGUAGUUUCCAAAAGAUGGAUGUUUACAAGUUGGCAUGAAACUGCUUUGGUAUUUUGGUUCAUUAGUUUUUGCUUGUAAAUAUGUUCAUAUCAAAGCAGUUUUAAAAAAGACAUGAAAGUUUCAUCCCAUCUGUUUUUAGCCAUGGAAA